This is a messenger RNA of Ostreococcus lucimarinus CCE9901, 1299 nucleotides long. RefSeq lists its product with no specific name. The annotation marks the transcript as partial. The transcript has a single exon. The record is from RefSeq and is a predicted model, not a curated record. Gene Ontology annotation, cellular component: ribonucleoprotein complex; cytoplasm; nucleus. Lineage: Eukaryota; Viridiplantae; Chlorophyta; Mamiellophyceae; Mamiellales; Bathycoccaceae. Gene Ontology annotation, molecular function: RNA binding; ATP binding; RNA helicase activity.
UUUCGAAAGAGGCACGAGAUUAGCGUGCGAGCGCCGCCGGGGCUGACGGUGCCCGAUCCGAUGAUGAACUUUGACGCGGGACCGUGGCCGAAGCCGUUGUUGGACGCGGUGAAGCGCGCGGGAUACACCGAGCCGACGGCGAUUCAAUCGCAGUCGUGGCCGAUCGCGUUGCAAGGGUACGAUAUGAUCUCCGUGGCGAAGACGGGGAGCGGGAAGACGGUGGCGUUCUUGUUCCCGGGUUUGAUGCACAUCGCCGAACGCGGUAAUGGGCGCAACGCGCGAGGGCCGAUGAUGUUGGCGCUCGCGCCGACGCGCGAACUCGCGACGCAAAUUCAAGAGGAAUGCAUGAAGUUUGGCUCUUCGUGCGGCGUCGGGUCGGUGUGCUUGUACGGGGGCGCGCCCAAGGGGCGUCAGCUGCAGCAGUUGCGCAACCGUCCGCAAAUCUGCAUCGCCACCCCGGGUCGCUUGAACGAUUUGUUGGAAAGCCGCAUGGUGGACAUGUCUUCCGCGACGUACGUCGUGCUCGACGAGGCCGAUCGCAUGCUCGACAUGGGUUUCGAGCCGCAAAUUCGCAAGAUUCUUCAACACGUCCCGGUGGACCGCCAAACGCUGUUUUUCACCGCGACGUGGCCCAAGGCGGUGAUUCGCGUCGCGACCGCCAUCUUGACCAACCCGAUUCAAGUCAACAUCGGCGACACCGACCAGCUCGUCGCGAACAAGGACAUCACGCAAACCAUCGAAGUUUGCUCCGGGUUCGAGAAGGAGAAGCGCCUGAUGGAGAUUUUAAAUAACCCGCCCGAAGGUUGCGAUCCUCUCAAGGCGCUCGUUUUCUGCUCCACCAAGCGUAUGUGCGACCAACUCGGUCGAUCCGUCGGUAACUUGGCCGGGAUCAUUCACGGCGACAAGGAACAGCGCGAGCGCGACUGGAUCUUGAACCAGUUUCGCCAAGGUCGAACGCCCGUGCUCGUCGCCACUGAUGUCGCCGCGCGUGGGUUGGACGUCAAGGACUGCAACUUGGUCAUUAAUUACGAUUUCCCCAACCAAAUCGAAGACUAUGUCCACCGUAUCGGUCGUACUGGUCGCGCCGGCAAAAAGGGCUGGGCGUUCUCGUUCAUCGACGGCGGCGAAGGCAACAUGGCUCGCAAGCUCAUCCCCAUUCUUCGCGACGCGAACCAAAUCGUGUCGCCGGAAAUUGAAGAGAUGGCGCGUUCUGCCGGGUUCGGUCGCCCCAAGGGCGGUCGUCGCGGUGGUGGUGGUCGUCGCGGCGGCGGCGGCGGCGGUGGCUACGGCGGCGGCGGC